CGGAAAAAAGAGAAUUUACGAAGAGUGGGCUGAGCCCAAAAAGAAAAAAAGCAACGGGCUAAAGCAAACAGCCCAAGGGCACCAAGAGGCCCAAACUCAAUUACAGCGACUGUUGUAACGGUUAGAGAUGAGACAGUGGCCUGGAUUGCAAUGCUUCGCGCCAAAGGAGAGUCUCUAUAUGAGCAAGACAGAUGAUGCAACGCAAUCAGUGAUUCCCUUCAGAAUCGAGGAGGCGGUAGAGGUAGAAUAUUUAAAGACACUGGCAUUCCUUUCGAGCCAAACAUGGCAUGGCGGGAAUAGAGGGCUGCUCAGAGAGAGGUUUCCCAAGGGGUUCUUGUUCGGGACGGCCACUUCAGCUUAUCAAGUGGAAGGCAUGGCGGACAAGGACGGCCGGGGUCCCAGCAUCUGGGAUACCUUCGUUAAAAUUCCUGGAACUAUAGACAAUAAUGAUACCGCAGAUGUUGCUGUGGACCAAUAUCAUCGUUACAAGGAAGAUAUUGAUCUCCUGGCAAAACUCAACUUCGAUGCCUACCGCUUCUCAAUUUCAUGGUCCAGGAUAUUCCCAAAUGGAACUGGGAAAGUAAAUGAAAAGGGAGUUGCUUAUUACAACAGGUUGAUCGACUACAUGCUCGAAAGAGGCAUUACACCUUAUGCCAAUCUUCAUCACUAUGAUCUUCCUCAAGCACUUCAGGAUAGGUACCUGGGAUGGUUGAGCCCUCAAGCUGUGAAGGACUAUGCAGAUUAUGCAGAUUUUUGCUUCAAAACAUUUGGAGAUAGAGUGAAGAACUGGUUUACAUUUAAUGAACCAAGAUGUAUGGCUGCACUUGGGUAUGACAACGGCAUCCAUGCCCCCGGAAGAUGCUCCAAAUCAUAUGGAAACUGCACUGCUGGAGAUUCUGCAACUGAGCCAUACACCGUCACUCAUCAUUUGCUCUUAAGUCAUGCAGCUGCAGUUCAGAGAUAUCGCGAGAAGUAUCUACAAGAACAGAAGGGAAGGAUUGGCAUUCUCUUGGACUUUGUCUGGUAUGAACCUCUUACAAAUUCAACGGCUGACAUUGAUGCAGCUCAAAGAGCCAGAGAUUUUCAUGUGGGUUGGUAUUUUCAUCCCCUUGUAUAUGGUGAGUAUCCGAGAAUAAUGCAAGAAAUCGUUGGAGAUAGACUGCCCAAGUUCACAGCUGAAGAGGUUAAGAUGGUAAAGGGAUCAUUUGAUUAUGUUGGUAUCAACCAAUAUACUACUUAUUAUAUGGAGAAUCCACAGAAUCAAACCAAACCAACAGAGUUGGGCUACCAACAGGACUGGAAUGUUGGAUUUGUUUAUGAACGUGAUGGAGUGCAAAUUGGUCCAAAGGCACAUUCUUAUUGGCUGUACAAUGUACCUUGGGGUCUGUUCAAAGCAGUGAUGUACAUCAAAGAAAAUUAUGAAAAUCCUGCUAUUAUUUUGGCUGAAAACGGAAUGGAUGAUCCUGGUAAUGUGACCCUGCCUAUGGGUUUGUUCGACACCACAAGGGUCAAUUACUACAAGGGCUAUUUGACUGCUCUGAGGAAGGCAGUUGAUGAUGGAGCAAAUGUGAUCGGAUACUUUGCGUGGUCAUUGCUUGACAACUUCGAAUGGUUAUCAGGCUACACUUCAAGAUUUGGCAUUGUGUAUGUCGAUUACACAACCCUCAAUAGGUACCCCAAGAUGUCUGCCUAUUGGUUCAAGGAAGGACUUCGCCAGAGCAAGCAUUAGGCGGCCACACUUUCUUCAUUAUGUUAAUAGGUUUUUAGGCAUAUACUAUAUAUAUUCUUAGUUAGGGUUUAGUUAAUUAUAAAACAAUCAGUGUUAUGCAGUGAGUAGCUCUAGUCAAUGACUUGAUUCUUAUAUAUACAUACAUUCUUAAUAGUAACAGUUUUUUUUAC
Molecule: messenger RNA, 1899 nt
Organism: Cornus florida
Lineage: Eukaryota; Viridiplantae; Streptophyta; Magnoliopsida; Cornales; Cornaceae
Product: beta-glucosidase 44-like
Exons: 12
Coding region: 128-1729 (533 amino acids)
Biological process (GO): carbohydrate metabolic process
Molecular function (GO): beta-glucosidase activity
Source: RefSeq, a predicted model, not a curated record